Pseudopodoces humilis (Tibetan ground-tit) is the source of this 2696-nucleotide messenger RNA. Lineage: Eukaryota; Metazoa; Chordata; Aves; Passeriformes; Paridae. The record is from RefSeq and is a predicted model, not a curated record.
AGCAGCAGCAGCGGCAGCAGCAGCAGCAGCACCGCGCCCGCGGCGCCGGAUCCCCCGUGGCGGCAAAACCCAGUUCUUCAGUAUCUGAGGAUGGAUAAAGACUUCCGCUACUACUUCCAGCACCCGUGGUCUCGCUUAGUUGUGGCUUACUUAGUGAUCUUCUUUAACUUCUUAAUAUUUGCUGAGGACCCAGUAUCUCACAGCCAGACAGAAGCCAAUGUUAUUGUUGUUGGUAAUUGUUUCUCCUUUGUAACAAAUAAAUACCCUGAAGGAGGAGGCUGGAGAUUUUUGAAGGUGUUUCUGUGGCUCCUUGCCAUUCUCACAGGACUAAUAGCUGGGAAAUUUCUCUUCCAUCAGCGCUUGUUUGGUCAGUUGCUCCGUCUGAAAAUGUUUAGAGAGGACCAUGGGUCUUGGAUGACAAUGUUCUUCAGUACCAUCCUCUUCCUCUUCAUAUUUUCUCAUAUUUAUAACCUGUUCCUCAUUAUGGCGGGGAAUAUGAGUGCAUAUAUUAUAACAGACUUCAUGGGCAUCAGAAAUGAAAAUUUUAUGAAGGUAGCUGCAGUUGGGACUUGGAUGGGAGAUUUUGUCACAGCGUGGAUGGUCACAGAUAUGAUGCUUCAGGACAAGCCUUACCCAGACUGGGGAAAGUCUGCCAGAGCUUUCUGGAAGAAAGGAAACAUUAGGAUCAUUUUAUUCUGGACAGUUCUGUUUACUCUGACCUCUGUAGUUGUGCUUGUCAUCACUACUGACUGGAUCAGCUGGGACAAACUGAAUCGUGGAUUUCUGCCAAGUGAUGAGGUCUCAAGAGCCUUCUUGGCUUCUUUCAUCUUGGUGUUUGACCUUCUUAUUGUCAUGCAGACUGUGUGUUGGAGAAAGCUGCCCAGACUUCCCAGACUGUGCCGGGUGACAUUUCUGAAGGCAGCUGCUUGGUGGUGCCCCAGACACCUGCAACUGCCACCUCCCAGACAAGAACUGCAGCAUGUUCUUUUGGCUGACUGGGAGUUUCCACAUUUUAUGGGUGAUGUUGAAGUGAAUCUUCCAGGCUUGCCCUCAGCACACAUGCAAUUCAAAGUACCUUAUUUCCAAAAGAUACUGAAAGAGGAAUAUCACAUACACAUAACAGGCAAAUGGUUUAACUAUGGAAUUAUCUUCCUUGUUUUAAUCUUGGAUCUGAAUAUGUGGAAGAACCAAAUAUUUUACAAACCUCAUGAAUAUGGUCAAUAUAUUGGUCCUGGACAGAAGAUCUACACAGUGAAGGACUCAGAGAGCUUGAAAGACCUUAACAGAACUAAGUUAUCUUGGGAGUGGAGAUCCAAUAACACUAACCCAUUGACAAACCGGACCUAUGCCGAAGGGGACAUGUUCUUGCACAGCAGGUUCACAGGCUCCAGCCUUGAUGUCAAAUGCCUGGCUUUUAUUCCAAGUUUGCUGGCUUUUGCUCUGUUUGGUUUCUUCAUCUGGUUCUUUGGGCGAUUUCAGAAAACUGACCAAGGCAUGGAGAAUUUAGACAAAUCGUACACAAGAAUGAAACGAAAGUCACCAUCAGAUAUGGGAAUGACACGAGAAAAUACACAGGUGUUAGAAGAACCAUUGAAUUUUCAAGAACCACAUCUGGUAUCCAUAAAAUCAGACUUAAGUGAAAUAGUUUUUAAUUCUUCUCUCCUAACUUCUGAAAACUUGAACGCACAACUGAAUGAACAAGACAGCCCUUUACAGCCAGUACCAGAGUCCUCUGUCCCUAAGAAUAAUCCUGUGACAUAGAGGAAAAUACCCAGGAAAAUCAGUUUAAAUAAGCAGUUACUCUAAGAUUUCAGUUUUACCUUUUGUAAGUUAAGAUUUACAUAGUGUUUAGAAUAAGAAACUCAACCUAUACCAAGAGGUGCUCAGCAUGCUUUUUCUAGGAAUUUUGUUUUUUAUUUGUAUUAUAGUACGUGCCUAUUGUAUAUCUAACAUUCCUUUAUAGAUUGCUUCCCAAAAUUGCACAAGCUAUUUAUUAAUACAUUACCUUAACUGUAUAAUAGUGUAUUAGAUGAUUACUUGCAGGUUUAAAAUUCUACCGUGGUGGUGCCUUGAGACAUUAAACUGUUUUUUAACUCAAUGCCAAGUGUAUAGCACAGUUCUUCUCAUCUGUUUUGAAAAGCUUUUUGUAUAUGGUUGUUUCAAGUAUCAUUUGAUGUCUUAACAGAGGAGAUAAAUAUAGUUAUUGCUAAAGAGGGUUUUCUGUUAGGACAUCACAACUUGACUUUGUUAUUUACUCAUCUGUGAAGUCAGAGAUUUUGAUGACCAGACUGCAGAGAAGCAUGUUGAUUACCUUUUAAUUUUUCUGGCUAGCUGCCAAACACAAAUAGAUUUAUUAUGCAGUAAACAGCAGAGACAUAAUAUUGCAUGGGUCACUAGCUGAGAAAAUAUGAGUUUCUCCAUCAGUAAUAGCAAUUAUGUGAUAAUGCCUAAUUAUGUUUUUCUUAAUUAAAGAUAAACUGCUCCUUGAUUUAAAGUUUUGCCCUUCACCUUUCAGAAACAGAGGUGAAAAUACACAGUUGAAGGAACUCUUUUUGUCAUCACAUCAAGCCUAUGCAACAUCAAAGAGCCAAUGGAGUGAUUACAGUAAAGGACACAAAGCCCAUUAAAUCCAAUAUUUUUUCAAUUCAGUACAGAUAUGGUCUGGGUAUAUGUGAAACAUACAUACAUAUGAACAU